This is a messenger RNA of Lachancea dasiensis, 1098 nucleotides long. Lineage: Eukaryota; Fungi; Ascomycota; Saccharomycetes; Saccharomycetales; Saccharomycetaceae. The record is from the annotation of a GenBank genome assembly.
AUGUCGCAGGUUCAGAAGCAAGAACAAUUCAUUGCCAAUGACGUGACAUCGAACUCCUCGAACACCACGAGACCAAUGCUCAUUAGAGAGUACAAGAAGAUCGGACACGGUGCUUUUGGGACCGUAGUACAGGCAUUUCUCACCCCAGACAACAAUAAAUGGUAUGGUCCUUUUGCGAUCAAGCGGGUUCCCGCCCAAACGGAGUACAAGUCGCGAGAACUGGAGAUUCUCCGGAUCGCUGACCACCCUAAUGUGGUCAAGCUAGAAUACUUCUUCUCCCAUGUAUCGCCCCAGGACAACAAAGUCUACCAACACUUGGCCAUGGAGUGUCUUCCAGGGACGCUACAGCUCGAGAUCCAUCGGUAUGCUUUGAACAAGCUGGAAUUACCUUUGAAACAUACAAAGCUAUACACCUAUCAGGUCGCACGCGGGAUGCUUUAUUUGCAUGCGUUGGGGAUAUGCCACCGCGAUAUGAAACCUUCGAAUGUGUUGGUGGACCCUAACACCGGUGUGUUGAAAAUCUGCGAUUUCGGGUCUGCUAAAAAACUCGAGCACAAUCAACCUUCGAUAAGCUAUAUCUGCUCUCGAUUCUACAGAGCACCUGAGCUAAUUGUUGGAUGCACGCAAUAUACUACUCAGAUAGAUAUAUGGGGACUUGGGUGUGUCAUGGGUGAGAUGCUGAUAGGAAAGGCCGUUUUUCAAGGACAAGAGCCACUGUUGCAAUUAAGAGAAAUCUCCAAACUGCUAGGUCCUCCAGAUAAGAAGUUCCUGUUUUUCUCCAACCCGUCUUACGAUGGUCCACUCUUCUCCAAGCCAUUGUUCACAGGAACUGUCCAAGAGAGAUUUGAGAAACACUUUGGUCAGGCGGGCCCCGAGGGAAUCGACUUGCUGAUGAAGAUUUUGACCUAUGAGCCUGAGCGUAGACUUUCACCAAGGCGUAUCCUAGCUCAUCCUUUCUUCGAUGAUUUGAAAAACGAACGCUACUUUUUCCCCAGAGGUCACAAUCAACCAAAGUGCCUACCGGAGUUAUUCAACUUCACGCCAUUUGAGCUCCAAGUUAUUGGUGAACUGGAAACUGAGAUUUUACCUCGUGAGUAA